Molecule: messenger RNA, 2478 nt
Organism: Babesia bovis T2Bo
Lineage: Eukaryota; Apicomplexa; Aconoidasida; Piroplasmida; Babesiidae
Product: putative ATPase of the ABC class family protein
Exons: 10
Coding region: 160-2418 (752 amino acids)
Source: RefSeq, a predicted model, not a curated record
AGCAUAUAAUACUAUAACCUUUGGCGGAAUGACUUGCUUUGUUUAUAUUAUUACCAAUGAAUACCAGGUGUGUAGAUACAUCAUGUCAUAUAUGGUAUAUCACGUUGAUAUGCAGUUACCUUAUGAUAGAAUAUGAUAUAUUAAAGCAAUAGCCCCUGAAUGAUCGUAUGUAUUGUUAUUAGACGGGUCAAAUAUAUGUUUCGCUUUAUUUUGUACUUAAUCAAGUUCUUAUUACCAUUGUACUUCUCUAGUUAUGUACAUGGUUUUACUCCCUAUGCUGGCCCAAACUGGCGAGAAUCCAGAGGGUUUAUACCUGCAGUUCCAUUAAAAAACGUUUACAUAACUAGCAACCGUGGUUAUAGUUUAUCUAAUAGCUAUAUACGUAGGAAUCCCCCUCUUUUAUCAUUAGCUGAUUAUGCCAUGGACCGUAAACGUGGACUAGGGCCAAAUUCAUCUAGGCGUUGGGGGAAGCGUUUAGAGAGGGAAAUGAAGCACAGUUACGGCAACGUAGCUGGUAAUGAAGAUGUUGGUGGUUGCAACCCUGAUUACAAGUUUGCUGAAACAUAUUUUGAGGACGAUGAGAUUGGACAAUGGCCUCCCCAGGAAGUAACUACUCAUACUGGCAGUUUGAUCAUUCAUUUAAAAAACAAAAAUGGCGGUCCUUAUGGGUCCUAUAAAUCUCUUCAAGGCGAGUGGCGUCUUGUUAAUAGUCCCAUAUCCCUUAUAUUCGAUCGGAUCCAAAGCGAUCCCUUUGCUCCUCCAUCUAGCAUUAGGUUACGAGUGCCAAAUAGUAUACACAGAUUCCCCGACGAUGUGAUAACUGACAAGUUGCGCAACGUGGCUGCCUGUGAUGCCAUUACUCGGAAAAUUUGCGACGAACUUAAGGUAUUGUCUUCCAAGGCUAAAUAUGGAUCAGACCGCAAGCACUUUCAAAUGAUGAACCCUAGUCAGUACGUCUUACCACGUAAAACCGUGGUACUAACGGAUCGUUAUUUGGAAGCACGUAUGUUCGCACAUAUGCCUGCUAAUGGUAGGCGUAUAAAUGGCACUUUGGCUGUGUACAUGUUUAACGAGAUUCUACCUGCUCUUGUGCGUAAUGCCAUGAAUUAUAGUGCCUAUGAUUCCAAGCAGUUCUAUGAACAUAUCUACUCCGUUGAGGACCAGGAAGCACUACGAGCUCAGUUAGAUGCCUUAGGGCUGGUAGCAUUUGUGGGAAAUGGGUCUAUACUUCCACGUGCCAGCGGUGUCAGUGAGAUGCCGCUGAAGGGCCCGGGGGUACAACCUUUCGAGUCUCCAGCUAGUCUCCAGAUAUCCGUAACGUUACCUAACAAGGGUACGAUAACAGGCCUCGGUUUGAAGCGUGGCGUCAAUUUGAUUGUUGGUGGCGGGUACCAUGGCAAAACAACACUACUUGAGGCGUUACAGGUUGGCUGUUAUAACAAAGUACCUGGUGACGGUCGUGAAUUUGUGGUAACUUCACGUAAUGCAGUUAAAGUUAGGGCUGAAGAUGGACGCAGUGUUGGUUCCAUUGAUAUUUCAACGUUCAUCGGUACAUUGCCAAGUGGGAAGGAUUGCAGUUGUUUCAGCACUACUGAUGCAUCUGGAUCCACCUCACAAGCAGCGGUUAUAAUGGAAUCUAUUGAGAUGGGUGCUGAUUUGUUACUGAUUGACGAGGACAUUUCUGCAACGAACUUUAUGUACAGGGACCAUAUGAUGGAUUCACUUGUAUCUUCUAACUGCGAGCCCAUAACUACAUUUUUGUUAUUAGUACAGGCGUUUUACCAGAAACUAGGUGUCUCCACGAUCUUAGUUUCAGGGGCCUGUGGUUUAUUUAUGGACCAGGCUGACACAGUUAUCCAGAUGAACCAGUAUAAAUGCCUGGAUAAGACAGAAGAGGCUAAAUUAGUAGUAAGUCAACACAAUGUCAAUCUUAAGGAGGCUAUUGAUAAAGCAGUUGAUAACUGUUCACUUUUCAAGACUCUUUCGCUUAAUAACCGUGUUCUAUCAUACACUACUUUUAAGCGUCCAUCGGAGAAAGUACGUCACCAUGGCAUUGGUACCAUUCAAUAUGGCACUGAGAACAUUGACUUGAGUCUUGUCGAGCAGCUUGUGGAGGUUGGCCAGACAAGCGCUAUAACUAACAUACUCAUAUAUUUGGAGCAGUUAUAUCGCGAAAAGCGUGACGCGGUGCAUAACAAGACACUGCGCGAGGUCCUUGAGCUCUUGUACAGCAAAUGGAACAAGGACGGCAGCAGUCCCGGAUAUAACGGACUAGAUGAUAUCAAUGGAUUUAGGCACUACCCAGCGGGAGACUGUUCGAUGCCUCGUAUAUUCGAGGUUGCUGCUGCGCUUAAUCGUAUGCGUUCCCUCAAAGUUGCAGAUUUCAAGCAGCAGCAAUUUACACCUCAACAGUAUUAGAAAUCUGUAGCAUUUGUAUUUGAGAAACAUGAAACAGUUUACAUUACAGCUCAUGGGUUA